GAUAGAUAGCCCGGGCUGGACUGGAGGGAGGCAACAAAGAGAGACCAGCUCCGCCCCGCUGCACACCAAAAGCUACCCCUCCUUCGGGCACGCGGGCGGCCGGCAGGGGAGAGAGAGGGCAGCCGAGGCGGCUAGCCAGCGUAGGAGCUUAGGUAGGUUGUAGGCAGGCAGCCUCGCUUCGCUCAUGCAGCAGGGCGAGUACCGCUCGUCGUCUUCCAGCGAGGGCUCCGCGGGGUCGGCUGCUGCGGCUGCGGCGGCCGCGGCCAUGGCGCCCCUGGCGGCUGCGGCCGCGGCGGUGGCGGCCAAGGAGGAGCACAACGUGACGGUGGCCGUGGCGCCGCCCAUGCCCAUGGCGAUGGCGAUGCCGCUGCAGCAGCAGCAGCCGCGGAAGCAGUACCGCGGCGUGCGCAUGCGCAAGUGGGGCAAGUGGGUGGCGGAGAUCCGGGAGCCGCACAAGCGCACGCGCAUCUGGCUGGGCUCCUACGCCACCCCCGUCGCCGCCGCGCGCGCCUACGACACGGCCGUCUUCUACCUGCGCGGCCGGUCGGCGCGCCUCAACUUCCCGGACGAGAUCUCCGCGCUGGCGCUGUCGUCGCCCGAGGCCGCCGGGGCCGGCGGAAGGGAGGAGCCGGGCGACGGCGGCGGCGCGCUGUCGGCCGCGUCGAUCCGGAAGAAGGCCAUCGAGGUCGGGUCCCGCGUGGACGCGCUGCAGACCGGCAUGACCACCAUGGUCGCCGCGCCCGCGCACCACCGCGAGCGGCAGCGGCUCCACCACCACCACCACCACGCGGAGCCGCACGGCGAGGAGCUGCACCGCCACGUGAAGCAGCAGCGGACGGCGUGGAACGGGCGCGCCAAGAACCCGGAUCUCAACCAGGCGCCGAGCCCGGACACCUCCGACGCCGAGGCCGAGUGAAGCAGCUAGGCAUCAAAGAGAAGCAGCGGCUUCCAGUCCAGCCAUCCACAACCCGCCGCCCAUGCAGCUAGCUAGUCUCCGGAGAGCCGCCAGCCGGCGUGUGAUCAAUCAGGUUCAGCACAAGCAGCUCAAUCCAGUCCACCCACCCACCUACUGUUCCGCCUGUCUCCCUAGCAAGCUCCGCCGGGUGCGCGUCGGAGAGGGCGGCGAGGUGCCGGUGGUCGGUGGGUCGGUGGCCGGAUUUUUCAAUACGUCGUUCUGGAUAAGAACAAGGGAGGGGGAGGGGAGGCGGGGGACGCCACAAGUGGCGGUCUUUCCAAAUGUCAAAAAAGACAGCUGUAACAGUGAUAAAACAAUCGCCACCAUCUUCUUUUCUCUCUCUCUCUCUCGCCGUCUCUUGCUGGCUGUUAUCGAGUAGAUAAGCAUCAAUUAGCAGUACAAUUUUCUGUUAAUUAAUCGUCCCAGUUGGCCGACGCCA
This is a messenger RNA of Triticum dicoccoides, 1394 nucleotides long. RefSeq names its product ethylene-responsive transcription factor ERF008-like. The transcript has a single exon. Gene Ontology annotation, molecular function: DNA binding; DNA-binding transcription factor activity. Lineage: Eukaryota; Viridiplantae; Streptophyta; Magnoliopsida; Poales; Poaceae. Gene Ontology annotation, biological process: regulation of DNA-templated transcription. Bases 185 to 916 code for a protein of 243 amino acids. The record is from RefSeq and is a predicted model, not a curated record.